AUGAGUAAAAAGGUGGGGGCGCAGAUUAAACGAUUCCUUCAAGAGAAUGCCACAAUUCCCGAGAACAAGACCAGCGAGGAGAAGUGGUCAUCAAGCGAUGGUGGAAAUGUGUUAAGUUGGCUGGCGCAGCGAAAUCCCCAGCAGCCGUCACGAGGGGCGAUUGACUAUCUCAGCAAGGCGCGCCAGCCAGAAAAGCCACAGGCCGGGGCACAGUCUUCUCUGCCAAAGCCACGCUCACAGCAACAACGGGAGCAACAGCAGCCACAGGCGCAUGAGCAGCUCUCCACGGGGUCUGCUGAGGAGCCGGCGCAUACGCUUUCGGAAAAAUUGCUGGGGGCACAAGUCGUCCAGCAGGUGAAAGUGGGCGACAGAGUCAUCGUUUCCGGCGGUACUUUUCCCAUGGAGGGUCUGCACGAACAGCAGCAGAAGCGGCAGCAGCAACAACAACAACAAUCGACGACGGCCGCAAAGACUUACCGGGGGCGCGGUUAUCGCGAGUCAAAGGAGGAGCGACUCAAGCGGCGCUUUGAAAAGAUGGCAAAAGAGGCACAGAAGCGGCAUGAAGAGGCCCUUCGCACAGAUCCCGAAUACAAGAAAAAUUAUCAAACGUUUCAAGAGCUCCAGGCGGCGCAGCAAGAAGCGCAGGCGGGUUUUCUCGAGCGAUAUGCCCGUCAGGAGCAUUUGAACCUCAACGGUACGGUCAGUGAGCGUAUUGACAUUGCUGUUAUUCUGGACCUUAUUGAGCAACACGAUGUCAUUUUUAUUUGCACGGAUACGGGAAGUGGUAAAAGCACAUUGGUUCCCAAAGCGCUGUUGGAGCUAUCACAAAAUACACGUGUUGUUAGCACGCAGCCCCGCCGCACGGCGACCAUCUCCAUUGCGUCGAGAGUAGCCACCAUCCGACGCGAAAACGUUGGUGAGGAUGUCGGAUAUUGGAUCCGUGGGGAAAAGAGAGGCGACGAUCAGACACGGCUGUGGUACAUGACUAGCUACACGCUACUUUUGCAUUUGCUUAAUAACCCGCUGAACCCUCCAUUUACGCACAUUGUUCUCGAUGAGUUUCACGAGCGGCAGCCGGAUAUUGAGGUGACUGUGGCGUUGCUGCGUCUUUGCCUCUUGAAGAGAACGGCAAACUUUAAGCUUAUUCUUAUGAGUGCCACGCUUAACACCGCCGAUUGGGAGGAGUAUUUCACCGGGCUGAAGGUGGCAACGUACAAACAAAGCGAACCAGAGCAUCCAAUUCACGAUUAUUUUAUGGAGGAUGUCUGCGCACUGAUUGGAACGGGAUAUGAUGAACCACUGAAUUUUUUGGAUCGCAGCGUUGACUUUUCACUGCUGGAGAAGCAUAUGGCCAUUGCACAAACCCUUGUCGCGUACCUUAAUGCCUAUGCGGACCCGCAACACGCCAUAUUGGUGUUCUUGCCGGGUCGUGCGCAGGUGGAGCAGUUCCAAUUGUGGCUUGAGACAAAUAUGCCGAGACCUGUUGACAUUGUGCCAUGGCACAGUUCCGUUGACCUUUCUGUCAUUGAAGAUGCCAUCGGCCGUCGUUUGCCGUACAGCCAGAAGAUUUAUCUGGCGACAGAUAUUGCGGAAGUUUCCAUCACUUUACCGGAUGUUGUGUUUGUGAUUGAUUUGGUGUUGGUGAAGCGCCCCAAGAUUAACAAGGACGACCCAGCCACCGUGUUGCACCCCCCACUGAUGAUGCAGUGGAUUUCAAAGGGAAGUGUGGCACAAAGGCGUGGUCGCAUUGGCCGUGUACAACAAGGCUUUUACUUUUGUCUGCUUCCAUCCUCUAUUGUUGCGUCUCUCCCCGAUCAUGCAAAUCCACCCAUUGAAAACUCCCGCGUGGACGAGCUCUCUCUGCAUUGCCUACAGCUUGUUUGCAAUCCCGUGGCGAUCUUCAGUAUCUGUCACGGUCAGCCGCUUGUGGAGACCAUCACCGUCUCUAUGGAUACACUAUCGCAUUUGGGAUGUAUUAUUAACAAGAAAGACCCUCUGGCAGAGGGCGAGCGCAUUGCCGAAAUUCACUCCAACAACCAAUGGGGUCCGUUGGUGCUUGAGGAGGCGAAGAAUGUUGUCCUUGCCGAAAUUGAUCAGUACGAGUACACAUUCAUAGGCCGUAUUCUGCAGCUGAUUCCAGUCUCUCCGCAGCCUGGCAUGCUUGUCGUUUACGGCAUUUUAACGGGGCUGGAGUCACUUAUGAUAUUGGCAGCGGCAGUCACAAGUAGUCUUUCGCCGUUUGCGCCAAACCCACAGGAACAUAGUCGACGGAGGCGUUACGCUGUUGUACAAGCAAUGGAGGAGACGGAAAAUGUCAUGCGGGAUAUGUGCUGUGGUCUACGUAGCGAUAUUGUGGCUGUUAUGAAAGCUGUUUUAAGGUUUCGAAUUUGCGUUAGCGAGAGCGCUGGCGAUGCCGUGCAUGUGCGUCAGUGGUGUCUUGACCAUCACUUAAGCCAUGACAAACUGAAGAGCAUUUUGGACCUUGAGCAGCACAUCAAGUAUGAAUUGGCAAACUUUAUUUCAUUUCGCGACGUAGCUGACGCUCAGGAGCUUGAGAUGCAGCUGGAGAAAGUUGCGCCGAUUGUGGUUGUCAUGUCAAAUGUUGCCUUUGCGUCCCAGUCUCUGGAAGUGACGGCGGAAGGUAACACCUUCACAAAUUCUAAGGAGACGGCAGUUGGGGUUUUUACCGAAAUUACCGCUGUGCCGGACAUUCACUCACCGAGCUGUCUUCGCUGGCAAGAAGGCGACAUUGUUGUUCCCGUGCAACUCUCCCUGCUUGGCAACCGAAUGCUUGCCAGUUUUACGACUGCUAUUGCAUCGCAUAAGCAGUUUUGGCUCUCUUUGCUCUUGUUGACCCACCGGAUUCAGUACGCGGCAUUCGCCGAUGACGAAGGUGCCUUUUACGUCUUCUCCGUGAGGUACCACAACAUACAGCGGUACGUCGAGACGGACGCGGAGACCGGAUACGCGGUCCUGCACUUCCGGCAGCUACUCAGUGCGUCUUGCCAGACGCUAAGGCUUCAGCACGAGCAUCAAGACAUGUACGACGAUGAGUUUGCGGUACUAUUGCAACGCUACGGGUUGAAACCUCUUUUGGAGGCACAGCGGGACGUCAUCACGAGCAUGGCAGCCUUUUUAAAUAGCACGGAGCAUCUCACAGUGGAUGAGGUGGAGCACGACGAGGAUGAUCUUGAUGAAGUCUCCAUGAUAACUUUGGCGCUUCCUAGGACGAAGGAGGACUGA
Molecule: messenger RNA, 3243 nt
Organism: Trypanosoma cruzi
Lineage: Eukaryota; Euglenozoa; Kinetoplastea; Trypanosomatida; Trypanosomatidae
Product: ATP-dependent RNA helicase, putative
Exons: 1
Coding region: 1-3243 (1080 amino acids)
Biological process (GO): mRNA splicing, via spliceosome
Cellular component (GO): intracellular anatomical structure; spliceosomal complex
Molecular function (GO): ATP binding; RNA binding
Source: RefSeq, a predicted model, not a curated record